AUGUCGGGUGAAUGCUUCAAUUGUGGACGUUCUGGUCAUUUUGCUCGUGACUGUCAAUCAGGGUCAAGAGGUGGUAGAGGGGGCGGUGGUUAUCGUGGUGGACGUGGCGGUGGUGGCGGCGGCGGAGGUGGACGCGACCGUGACUACAAUGAACCUCGUCGAAACAUGUGUUACAACUGUGGUGGGACGGGACAUUUUGCACGAGAUUGUACUAAUGGAAGACGAGAAGGUGACGGCUCAUAUAAUAAUGGUGGUGGUAGUGGACGUGAUUGCUACAACUGUGGCGAGCCAGGCCACAUCUCUCGAGACUGCCCGAAUAAUGAUCGGAGAAAUGACUCAAGCGGUCCAAAAUGUUUCAGGUGUAAUAAGUACGGUCAUAUCGCGCGAGAUUGCACAGAAAGUGGAGGUUCUGGCCCGCAGUGCUAUAAAUGUCAAGGCUUUGGUCACAUAGCAAGCCGAUGCAACGUGGAAGCAUGAGUGGGAUACAUGGGACUGACUUUGUUGUAGUGUUUCAUACCCGCAAUCACUGUUUCUCUUCGCACUCACUGUGUGGUGAAUGCAUUAAACUGAAUUUAUG
This is a messenger RNA of Trichobilharzia regenti, 577 nucleotides long. The record is from the annotation of a GenBank genome assembly. Lineage: Eukaryota; Metazoa; Platyhelminthes; Trematoda; Strigeidida; Schistosomatidae.